Fraxinus pennsylvanica is the source of this 576-nucleotide messenger RNA. Lineage: Eukaryota; Viridiplantae; Streptophyta; Magnoliopsida; Lamiales; Oleaceae. The record is from the annotation of a GenBank genome assembly.
AUGAGUCGGAGUUUGGGGAUUCCGGUGAAGCUACUGCACGAAGCAUCGGGGCAUGUGGUGACAGUGGAGCUGAAGAGCGGCGAGCUUUACAGAGGCAGCAUGGUGGAGUGCGAGGAUAACUGGAACUGCCAACUUGAAAACAUCACUUACACUGCUAAGGAUGGGAAGGUCUCACAACUCGAGCAUGUUUUCAUUCGUGGCAGCAAAGUCAGAUUCAUGGUAAUACCAGAUAUGCUCAAGAAUGCUCCAAUGUUCAAGCGUUUGGAAGCUAGAAUCAAGGGCAAGGGUUCUGCACUUGGAGUUGGACGGGGACGUGCUGUUGCUAUGCGAGCUAGAGAUGGGAAGGUCUCACAACUCGAGCAUGUUUUCAUUCGUGGCAGCAAAGUCAGAUUCAUGGUAAUACCAGAUAUGCUCAAGAAUGCUCCAAUGUUCAAGCGUUUGGAAGCUAGAAUCAAGGGCAAGGGUUCUGCACUUGGAGUUGGACGGGGACGUGCUGUUGCUAUGCGAGCUAGAGCUCAGGCUGCCGGUCGUGGUGCUGCGCCUGGCAGGGGUGUUGUGCCACCAGUGAGGAGGUGA